AAAUUUGGGGCUUUGUAUUCACGCCUCACGGAGUCGACCUAGAAUUUUAGAUCGUCUCUCUUCCAUUAUUCCCCUUGCUUUUGGUUUCUUUGCCUGUUCUCGACACCUCGGUUUUUUCUUCCUGGGUGUUUUCAAUGGCCUCGAUCCCUAAAAAAACUGAUGCUUCUCUUCCUUCAUCAGCUGAACCAUCAUCAACAGCUCGUCGCUGGAAGUAUGACGUGUUUUUGAGUUUCAGGGGUACUGACUUUCUAAGGGGUUUUCCGUCCCAUUUAUACUAUCAGCUGCAAGAGAGGGGAAUCACAACAUUCAUGGAUGACUCAGAUCUUGAAGCAGCGGAUGAUAUGUCUCCCACUCUCCUAGAGGCAAUUGAAGGAUCAAGGCUCGCAAUUGUUGUUCUGACUUCAAAUUAUGCUUCUUCUGCUCGGUGUUUGGAGCAACUUACAAAGAUUUGUCAGAUCAUGGAGGACGGCACCAGAAUUCUUCCAGUUUAUUAUGUCGACCCUAUUGAUGUAAGAAAUCAACGGGGGCAAUUUCAAGAUGCUUUCGCCAUUUAUGAAAAGUAUGGGCAAUACACGUCGGAGAAGGUCCAGCAGUGGAGAGAUGCCUUAAGAAAAGUGGGCAGUUUGCCUGGGUUGAAUACACGGGAUUACAGGACUCACAGAGAUUUUGUCGAAGCCAUUUUGGAAUCCGUGUGCUACAAAGUACAAUCUGGUGUGGAAAUCGAAAAAGUACAACCUAUUGAAAUCAAUACGAGAGGUCCUGAAGUAAUUGAAGAAACAACACAAGCCAUGGAUAGGCUUACAGAUGAUGAUGAGGUCAGUGCCGUUGGGGUCUACGGGAUGGGAGGCGGAGGCAAGAUAACCCUGAAAAACCCGUUGGAGUCUUCUUCAUCAUCAGCUGUUGAGUGGAAGUAUGAUGUGUAUUUGAGUUUCAGGGGUGUAGAUAUUGGAAGGGGUUUUACUUCCCAUUUAUACGAUUGUCUAAAAAAGAGAGGAAUCAAUGCAUUCAUGGAUGAACUAGAUCUUCAAGUAUGGGAUAGUAUUUCUGGCGCUUCCAUAAAGGCAAUUGAAAAAUCAAGGUUUGCAAUCGUUGUUCUCUCGCAAGACUACGUUUCUUCUACUUGGUGUUUGCAUGAACUUACAAAAAUCUGUGAGUGCAUGGAAGACCAGGGCAGAAUUCUUCCAGUUUUUUAUAAUGUGGAACCCUCUGAUGUACGGUACCGGAAGAGGAGUUUUGGAGAAGCUUUCGAUAAGCAUGAAAGCUCUAGGCGACACACAUCAGACAAGGUGAAGCGCUUGAUAGAUGUUUUAAACCAUGUAGCCAGUCUCUUUGGGUGGCAUGCAAAGCUUUACAAGACUGAUAGAGAACUUGUGGACAAUAUUGUGGAUUUUGUGUGCAGUAAAGUACACCCUAUUGAAAUUGAGUUUACAAUGUCCACCGGAGAUUUUGAAGCAUUUGAAUCAAGAAGAACAGCCAUGAAUGAGGUUAUGAAGGCGCUUACAGAUGAUAAGGUCACUGCCGUUGGGGUCUACGGAAUCGGAGGUGUUGGAAAAACAACCAUGGUUGAACAUGUUAGUGAAGCAGUUCAGAAUAAUGGGAUGUUCCAGCAUGUGAUCACGGCUGUUGUAUCCAAAAUCCCCAACUUGAGAAAAAUUCAAGGCACAUUGGCAGAUAUGUUGGGUUUUAUGUUCGAGGAGGAGACAGAAAUUGGAAGAUCCCGUAGAUUGAUGCAGAAUAUAAGGAGAGGAAAUAGGAUCCUUAUAAUCUUGGACGACAUUUGGGAGAGAAUAGAUUUGUCCAACAUUGGAAUUCCCAGCUACCACGAGCUUCAAAGAUGCAAUUCCAAAGUCCUACUCACCACAAGGACACAGAAUGUCUGUUGUGCCAUGAAGUGCCAGUCAAACAUUUCUCUUGAUGUCUUAUCAGAAGAAGAUUCUUGGACCUUAUUUGUGAACAAAGCAAGAAUGUCUUUUGAAUCAACCAAUUUUUGUGAUGUUGCAAAGAAGGUAGCUAGAGCAUGUGCUGGUCUUCCAGUUGCGUUGAUAGCAGUUGCGAAGGCACUUGGUGAUAAGUGUUUGGAUGACUGGACAGAAGCAGCUCGACGACUAGAGGCUUCUCAACCUGCCAACCUUGAAGAUGGGAAAGUAGCGUUCAAUUGUAUAAAAUUAAGCUAUGAUUACUUAAUAUCUGAUGAUGCCAGGUCAUGCUUUUUGCUUUGUUGCCUAUUCCCAGAAGACUAUGAUAUCCAAAUUGAAGACUUGCUAAAAUAUGGGAUGGGGAAAGGAUUGUUUCAAGAUUCCAGCACAAUGCAUGAUGCCAGAGCUAGUGCAUAUUCAGUGGUCAAGUACCUUAAAGAUUGUGGCUUACUUUUGAAAUCUGAACGGGACGGAUGUGUAAAGAUGCAUGAUGUCAUUCGGGAUGUGGCCAUACGGGUUUCGUCAUCCGAGGAUGGCCCACUGUUUUUUGUACAAGCUGAUUGUCAGUUAAAGGAAUGGCCAAGUAUUAGUGCACAUGACGGCUACUCUGCUAUCUCACUAAUUAGGAAUAAAAUUUGCAAGCUUCCUGAAGAGUUGGUAUGUCCGAAACUCCUGAUUUUGUUUCUGCAAAGUAAUGUUUGGUUGAAUGUGAUCCCAGAAUGUUUCUUUCAGAGUCUGAAUGUGUUGAGGGUAUUAGAUCUAAGCCAAACCAGAAUUUCUUUACUACCCACAUCAUUCAAUAUCUUGAUCAACCUCCAGACCUUGUAUCUAGAUGGUUGCUUGUCAACCAUAGAUAACAUAUCCAUACUCGGAAACUUGAAAAAACUUGAGAUUCUUAGUAUGAAAGAACUUCCUCUUGUGGAACUGCCAAAAGAAAUUGGAGAUUUGAACCAUCUAAGGAUGUUAGACAUCACUGGUGAUUAUGUUGAUAAUGUUCCAUCUGAAGUGAUAUGCAACCUUACUUCGUUAGAGGAACUAUACAUGCAGUGUAAUUUUGCAGACUGGAGGAGUAAAGUUGAGGGAGCAGGAGAAGAAAUUAUUGUUGCGUUUGAUGAGUUAACUGGCUUGUCAUAUCUAAACGUUUUGAAGGUCUUCAUAUCUGAUGCUAAAUGUUUGCCUAGAGAUGUGGAGGUUGAGCCAAACUGGGUAAAGUUUGAUAUUUGUAUCAGCAGAGACCCAUCAAUCAGAAAAGGGUCCUUGGUUUCAAGUUCUUCACCCGCUUUUGUAAGAGCCUUGACUCUUGAUACAAGCAUCAAUGCCUUACCGGGUUGGUUUAUCAAUGUGGUGACAAUGAAAGCAGAGAAACUACAGUACAUAAUGUGUUGGGGAUUAGAUAACAUUCUUGUGGAAUUUGACUGCGGGAGAUUACAUGCACUGAAGUAUUUAUCUGUUAUUGGGCCCAAUGAGAACUUGAAAGUGUUGAUGAACACAGUGACACGCUUUCGGAAUGAACCAGUGUUUCAAAACUUGGAAGAGUUGCAUCUCAUUCAAGUGGAUUGCCUGAAGGAGUUAUGUGUUGGUGAAUUGCCACCUGGGUCUCUAUGCAAUCUUAGGUUACUGAAGGUGAAACAUUGCUAUGAAUUGGUGGAUGCACUCCUCCCGUCACAGUUGCUGCAGAGAUUACAAAAUCUGAAAGAACUGAUUUGUGAAGAGAUGGAUGAAUUAAAAUAUAUUUUUGGAUGUGAAGAGCUUGAGCCAAAACAGUUGAUUUUGACCGAAUUGAUAGAAAUGAGAUUGGAGAAUCUAGGGAAACUAAUAAAGAUAUGGAAUGGUCCUGCUCAUUGUGCAGUCUUCCGGAAUCUUCAGAGUUUGGUAGUUUCCAGGUGCUUUGAACUGGAGACUCUCUUCACAGCUGAUGUAGCUCAAUGUUUUUUGCACUUGGGAGAUCUUUCAGUCGAGCUUUGCCCAAUGUUGGACAGCAUUAUUGAAGCAAGUAAGGACACAGUAGACAAUAUGAUUGUUUUUCCAGAAUUGAAGAACUUAACUUUGAUAAAGCUUCCACAACUCACAAGGUUCACAAGGUUCUGUGGUAGUACUGGAAAUGCUAUUGAGUGCCCUUUACUGGAAUACUUGUAUGUGGAGAGGUGCCCCCAGUUUUCAACGUCUGACUUCCAUAGCAGGAACAAAGUCCAAUUCAAUCACCCACAACAAUUGGACAUUGUACAGAGAAGGAGGGACCAUGGGGAAAUUCGUAAAUUGACCGUGCCGGCACCUCAGAUCGGGAAUACUGAAAUCCCACCGGAUGAUGGCUUCACUUGGCGAAAAUACGGCCAGAAGGAGAUCAUGGGCUGCAGGUUCCCAAGGGCCUACUAUAGGUGUAACCACCGAAAUUCAUACAAUUGCCCAGCCACGAAGCAAGUUCAGAGGCUUGACAAUGAUCACUUAACAUUUGAAGUAAUAAACAGAGGUGACCAUACAUGUCAUAUGUCGUCCACUGCACCCUCAAGCCUACCACCAUCUGAUCAAACUGUGGAGAGGUUCCCCCAGUUUUCAAUGUCUGGCUUCCAUAGCAGGAACAAAGUCCAAUUCAAUCAUCCACAACAAUUGGACAUUGUAAAGAGAAGGAGGGACCGUGGGGAAAUUCGUAAAUUGACCGUGCCGGCACCUCAGAUCGGGAGUACUGAAAUCCCACCGGAUGAUGGCUUCACUUGGCGAAAAUACGGCCAGAAGGAGAUCAUGGGCUGCAGUUUCCCAAGGGCAAGGGUGAAUGGACUAUCACUCCUAUUCUUCAUGAUGCCACUGAGGUGCCAGUUAUUUUCAUCAAUGUACCCUGGUACUUCAGUGGUCUGUAUUCAAUGUUCAGUCUGUUUCUGGCCCAAAGAACUAAGAGCAAGUUUGUGAUAUCAAAGGAAGGAAAUGUUGCAGAGACGAGUUGAUUUACUUUGUCACCUAUGAUAUUCUUUUCAGCCAGGUGUAAUUUUGCUUACACGCUCUCAUCUAUUACAUCUGCCUUGAUGACGUUAUCGAGAUAGCCAAGAUAAUGAAGACCAGAUAGAUGGCUAAGGACCAGAUCUGAGUAUUUCAGUUGUAUUUCUGGAUUGCUGUUGAAACUGAUGAUGUAUACAAAAGUGCUUGUUGCUUAGCUUUUUCUUAACCGAGAUGGUUGGAAAACUCAUUGUAUUUAUAUAUUGAAUGUGCAGAAGUGGAGUGCAGUUGCAGGAGCAAGACUAUCCUACUCUGAUGAUGUUGAUUUGGACCAUCUCAAUCAUAAAGUUUCUGAGGCAACAAGAACCAAUUAUCAAAAUUUAUAUUCUAUCUGCAGCUGUUUAGAGGAUAUAAUUGUAGUAGGGUAGUUUUAGUUAGACCUCCUCAUUUACUAUUUGGAAAUCCUCUUCAAUAUUUCUCCCUUAGUCGUCCAGUCUUGUCCCCUUAUAUUUUAUUUUAUUCUUGUCGACCUCCACACCACUUCUCUGGGUUCUGGCUACAUCCUUAGUUACAUCCUUAUAGCCUAAGCCUAUUGUUUAAUCGUUUGGAGGAAGGACAUAUAGUACUAUAUUCCAAGAAUCCAAGUUUAGAUAUUUAAUUCAUGCUUUGGGUAUGAAGUUCAAUGGGAAUAUGAUUUUUUUUGAAACUCAAUUGCAAUGGACUAAUGACCAACUGUCUAAAUGAAGGGUAUUCCUUGAA
Molecule: messenger RNA, 5600 nt
Organism: Rosa chinensis
Lineage: Eukaryota; Viridiplantae; Streptophyta; Magnoliopsida; Rosales; Rosaceae
Product: disease resistance-like protein DSC2
Exons: 12
Coding region: 135-4817 (1560 amino acids)
Biological process (GO): signal transduction; regulation of DNA-templated transcription
Molecular function (GO): ADP binding; DNA-binding transcription factor activity; sequence-specific DNA binding
Source: RefSeq, a predicted model, not a curated record